Molecule: messenger RNA, 2294 nt
Organism: Synchiropus splendidus (mandarinfish)
Lineage: Eukaryota; Metazoa; Chordata; Actinopteri; Syngnathiformes; Callionymidae
Product: oocyte zinc finger protein XlCOF20-like
Exons: 2
Coding region: 117-1394 (425 amino acids)
Biological process (GO): regulation of cytokine production; regulation of immune system process; negative regulation of transcription by RNA polymerase II
Source: RefSeq, a predicted model, not a curated record
UCUGCCAUUUUCUUCUCUCAGAACGCUGAAGGAGCUUCGCGUUCUUUUGUUCUCCGUUGGUGGAUAAUAACGUCUUGACUGCUGAAGUUGAAAGAAAAGAAACAAUCUUGCGGCAGAUGGAGACCGAGAGAGCAGCAGAACCAGCUGGCAACUUGGAUGCACCUCUCCACCCUGUCCACCAGAUGUGUUCCGAGUCUGACACUGAUGACAGUGAGGACUGGAGAGAGACCAAUAACACUCGGUCAGAUUCCAUCUCUGUUGAGAAUCCAAACGUUGAUGUCAAAGAGGAGCCAGAUGAUACUGAUCACAAAUCACCGAUCGACUCGACAUGUGGGAAGAAAUGCAUCUCGAAAGAUAAAUUGACAGAUUGCAAGAAAUCCUGUGGUGGAUCUCUGACUUGUUUGCUUUGUGGGAACCCUUUUGAAACAAGAAAGAAACUGUUGAACCACAUGAGAAUUCACACUGGUGAAAAACCUUUCAUCUGCUCCCAGUGUGGAAAAGGAUUUUCAUCCAGCUGCUAUCUAAAGUAUCACAUGAGAGUUCAUACAGGAGAAAAAGCUUUCAACUGCUCCCAGUGUGGAAAAGGUUUUUCACUCAACAGCGGCCUAAAGAAACACAUGACAACUCACACUGGUGAAAAACCUUUCAUCUGCUCCCAGUGUGGUAAAUGUUAUUCAGAGAGCAGCAGACUGAAGAUUCACAUGAGAGUUCAUACUGGAGAAAAACCUUUCAUCUGCUCCCAGUGUGGUAAAUGUUAUUCAGUGAGCAGCAGACUGAAGAUUCACAUGAGAGUGCACACUGGUGAAAAACCUUUCAUCUGCUCCCAGUGUGGUAAAUGUUAUUCAGUGAGCAGCAGACUGAAGAUUCACAUGAGAGUUCACACUGGUGAAAAACCUUUCAUCUGCUCCCUGUGUGGAAAAGGGUUUUCAGAGGCCAACGGACUAAAGUAUCACAUGAGAGUUCACACUGGUGAAAAACCUUACAUCUGCUCCAGAUGUGGUAAAUGUUUUCGACAGAAUUCUACCCUGUCGAUUCAUGUGAAGACUCACUCUGAUGAUAAACCUUUCGUCUGCUCCCAGUGUGGUAAAUGUUUUCCAGUGAGCAGCAGACUGAAGAUGCACAUGAGAGUUCACACUGGUGAAAAACCUUUCAUCUGCUCCCAGUGUGGAAAAUGUUUUUCAGAGGCCAACGGACUAAAGUAUCACAUGAGAGUUCACACUGGUGAAAAACCUUAUGUCUGCUCUAGAUGUGGUAAAUGUUUUUCACAGAAUUCUACCCUGUCGAGACACAUGAGAACUCACACUGGUCAAAAACCUUUCAUCUGCUCCCAUUCUGGUAAAUAUUUUACAGGUAGCCGCAACCGAGAGAAACACAAGAAUAUUCACACAGGUUAAAAACCUUUUGUCUGCUCCUAGUGUGGAAAAUAAUUUUCAGAUAAAAGUUAUCUGAGGGCCCAUAUGAAGAUACACUGGAGAAAACCUUUUUUUUCGUCAACUAAUAUCCAGUCAGCCAAUGUAUUUGUGAAGUGAUGUCAUAUCAGUGAAAAACAGGCAAUUGUAGAAUUCUUGAGUCUUCCCUCUGCUCUCAUUCUCUUUGCAAAAAUAAUUCCAAGUAUUCCAAUUAUUGUACUCAGAAAAAAUCCACAACGGAGAGCUACAUGACAAGCACAUGCUUAUUCUUCCAUCUGCUCAUGGGCAUGGCCACCGUCACCCUGUGGGAAGAAACUGGAGAAAACCCAUGCGCACACAUGGAUAACAUGCAGGCACUAUGCAGAAAGGCCACCAUUUGAACCCUCAACCUUUUUGCUACAAGGAGAGAGUUCCAACAACUAAUCCUCCGUAAAGGAUAGAAAUCUAAGUCCUAUUUGUGAUGCCCCACUGUGCAUUCAGAAUGGUGCAAUUUAUGUAUUUUUAAAUAUAAAUGGUUGUGGAUGGGUGCAAAAUCGAAACACGGCUGCUGUUCUGACAACUGUUUCGGUGGCUGUGGGCAGCCUGGAGGUGGCAGUGUGACGUCACACACAGCACUGAGGUUUGGACUACGGCCGGGAUUGCCGGCGACUGGUUGCUUUAUGAUCUUCCUCUUUCUUGUUCAGUCUUGGAGGGGGAAAGACGCUCAGUGCCCGUCUCAUGUCUUGUUCUUUUUUUCAGGUCAAUAUUGAAUGUUGUUUCCGUUGUCCAUCCAUGUAUUGCAGUGUUUUCGAAUCAAUGUAAGCCAAGUUUGCGUGUCUAGAUGGAGCUGUGCGAGUUAUGUCACAUGAGCUUCUCUGAUUCAGUGAGAUUGCGAUGGAGUGUGUG